GUGUGUGGUAUUCUAAUUCUGCGGCUUCUGCUGUUUAGCAAGUUGACUUAGUUGAGUCGUGCAAUAACCUAUAAUCUGUGUCGAGUGGUUUAUUGAAGUUGGGCUACAACUAUUAAUAUUAUAACAUCGAUUUUAAUUAAUGAAACAGUAGAGGUACAUCUCACAUAUACUAAGGAUGGGAAAAAUUAAAAGAGAACGUCAAAAACUUCAUCACUCCAGUGGGAGAAAGAAGCCAGAAGAUGUGACAGUAACUGAAGAAUUUGAGCAGAAAUCAGUUGGAAAAAGUCCACUUUUGAAAAGUGCUGAAGAAUUUGCAGCAAUACCAGACAAUUUGUUUGAAGGGAUAGACAUCAACUUUGACAACUUGAAGCAGAAACUGACAGAAGACGAUAGAGUGAGUUUAAAAUCCAUUGCAAAAUCAUGCAAGUAUGACAGCAAAGGAAAAUUGUUGACAAAAAAAGAAAAACAAAAGAUCAAGCAUGAUCUGUUUAUGAGAAAAAUAAACACAGCUCAGCAACUAAAAAAGGAAGCACUUCAAAAACACAAGAAGAGGAAAGGCUUGAGGAAGAGUAAACACCCAGCUGGACACUUCCAUUGA
Homalodisca vitripennis (glassy-winged sharpshooter) is the source of this 598-nucleotide messenger RNA. RefSeq lists its product as uncharacterized. NCBI's taxonomy places the organism in Eukaryota, Metazoa, Arthropoda, Insecta, Hemiptera, Cicadellidae. Bases 176 to 598 code for a protein of 140 amino acids. The transcript has 3 exons. The record is from RefSeq and is a predicted model, not a curated record.